GCAGCAACAACAGCAACAAAAAGAAACAAUAAGUGAAAGAAGACUACAACAACAAAAAAUUGCAGAAAUCAAAUCGGCGCGCACAAAAGUAGGCAACAGUUUUUUGUUGCGCACCAUGGAAAUGGAUGUCAAUCGCCAGACACGCCACAAUGCCAACCUAAUGACCAUAUCCGCCCGUUGUUGUGCCAACAACAAUGCAACAACAGACACAACAUCAGCGACAACAGCAACAACCACCACAACAGACUCUGCAGCGAUAGCAGCAACAACAACAACAGCAAAUUCGCCUUCGGCAAGCGGCUGUUGUGGCAUCUUGAGUCGCCUGUUUUGCGUGAGUCGCCACAAGGCGACACAAUCGGUGGCAGUCACUGAAUGCAGCCAUAGCGAACCGCUAUUCAUGCAACGUAAAACACUAACGACAGAACCGGCAGCGCAGCGACGUCGACGCACGCCACAGGAAAUCUAUUUUGAGAGUCGCGGUAAAUCUUGCAAGAAGCUAUUGAAAUUCAAUGGUAAUUCCAAUAAGAUAUUGCUGUAUCCAGAGGAGGGCUGGGCGCGCACUGCCUCCUCCAGCUACUGGACCAUCACGCCCUGCUGGUGGCAGCCAAAUCGAUGUCGCAUUGUCGAAUGUGCUGGCACGCAACGGCUGGCGACCAAGGCCAGGAUGUUGCCCAUGGAGCAGCAGGGCUCGUUGCUGAUUGCCGGACACUUUCGCAGGCCGCCAUUAACAGCGACAGGCGGUGCAGCAACACCAGCAACAGCAACGCCCCAAGGAGUCCGAGGUGGAGAGACAUCAGGAGAUGGCUGUAGCAACAGAGCACAGUCAAAGUCAAAAUCACAGCUGGCUUACAAUGAUGAGUUCAAGCUGUAUCUGACAUCGAACAUCUCGAUGGAGGACUACAACAUGGGCUACUGCCUCACCGGAUUCGUUGAGCGUCGCUGCCAGCAGACAAACACCUUUCAAAUGACUCACUUUGCUGUCAUCAAGCGGCAAUGGCCGCCGCCGUCCAAUAUCAGCAACUCAUAG
This is a messenger RNA of Drosophila innubila, 1027 nucleotides long. RefSeq lists its product as uncharacterized. NCBI's taxonomy places the organism in Eukaryota, Metazoa, Arthropoda, Insecta, Diptera, Drosophilidae. The record is from RefSeq and is a predicted model, not a curated record. The transcript is spliced from 2 exons. Bases 116 to 1027 code for a protein of 303 amino acids.